UGAUUCUUCCUCUGUGCUCUUCCCAGGUCAAAGCCUUUGGACCUGGCCUGGAACCUGUCGGCUGCAUUGUGAACAAGCCAGCCGAAUUCACCAUUGAUGCCAGAGGAGCAGGGAAGGCAGAACUCAAGAUAUAUGCCCAGGAUGCGGAAGGCGUCCCCAUCAACAUCAAGAUCAAGAACAAUGGGGAUGGCACUUUCUCCUGUGUCUAUGUUCCCACCAAGGCCAUCAAACACACCAUCAUCAUCAGCUGGGGAGGUGUCAACAUCCCCAAGAGCCCCUUCCGAGUGAUGGUGGGUGAAGGGAGCCAUCCAGACAAAGUCAAGGUGUAUGGUCCUGGUGUGGAGAAGACGGGGCUGAAAGCCAAUGAGCCUACUUAUUUCACGGUGGAUUGUAGCGAGGCAGGACAAGGUGUGUGGGGUUGUGUAUAUACCUGUGUGCUCAUAAGUGGGGUGUAAGCAGUGUG
This is a messenger RNA of Sceloporus undulatus (fence lizard), 463 nucleotides long. Its product is annotated as filamin-C-like. Gene Ontology annotation, biological process: actin cytoskeleton organization. Gene Ontology annotation, molecular function: actin filament binding. The transcript is spliced from 3 exons. The record is from RefSeq and is a predicted model, not a curated record. Lineage: Eukaryota; Metazoa; Chordata; Lepidosauria; Squamata; Phrynosomatidae. The annotation marks the transcript as partial.